Molecule: messenger RNA, 1221 nt
Organism: Patiria miniata (bat star)
Lineage: Eukaryota; Metazoa; Echinodermata; Asteroidea; Valvatida; Asterinidae
Exons: 1
Coding region: 1-1221 (406 amino acids)
Biological process (GO): chromatin remodeling
Cellular component (GO): nucleus
Source: RefSeq, a predicted model, not a curated record
AUGACUGCAAAGCUUCAACUGUACAACUUCCAGUUCAAAAUUAUUAGCUGCUAUGCCCUAACCCUGUGCUUAUCCUCUAAGGAGAAAGACUCAUUCUAUGCCGUGCUGGAAGCCUUGAUCAAAGACACAUCGGCGGGCGAUUGCAUGGUGUUGCUUGGAGACUUCAAUGCCUGGACAGGGUUUAACUACACUGCCUGGGAAGAUGUCCUUGGCCCCCACGGCAUUGGAAAAAUGAACGAAAAUGGUCAGAGACUGCUUGAGCUGUGCGCUCGUCACAACAUCUGCAUACCCUCAUCCUUCUUCAAUGGUUCGGAAAGGGCAAAGGUCACCUGGAAGCACCCGAGAUCUGGCCACUGGCACCAGCUGGACCACAUACUUGUGAGGCAGUCUGCACUUCCACAGGUGACCAACUGUCGCAGCCUACUCUCAGCAGAUUGUGACUCGGACCAUGCCCUGGUCCGCUGCCGACUCAGAGUAAAGAAGAAAGGAAUGCACCAUGCCAAGCCACCUCCACCACCGCGCCCGGACCUCUCCAACCUGGCUGAUAUGGAUCGCCGUGUACAGCUCCAAUCUAACAUCUCACAAGGUUUAGCUGAGAAGACGCCAUCACAUGACCCAACCGAGUGCUGGGAAUCCCUCAAGCAUGUCAUCAGAUCUUCUGCCAUGAAAUCACUUGGGAAGCAAGUGCGGAAACAGCCGGACUGGUUUCGCUACAGUGCUGAUGUGCUCCUUCCUGCUAUUGCGUCCAAGCGCAGUACCCGACUGGCAUUCCUUAACAAGCCUUCUCCCAGGAACAGAGCCUCUUAUCAGUCUGCUAAGGCUGGAGUUCAGCGCUGCACAAGACAAACCCUGCAUCGCUACUGGCUUAACCUGAGUGAGCGUAUCUUCAGGUGCUCUGAUGCAGGGAAUCUGCAUGGAAUGUACAGAGGCAUCAAGGAAGCACUGGGGCCUGUCCCAAAGAAGACGGCUCCACUGCGUGCAUCUGAUGGUACACUUCUAACCGACAUGCAGGCACAACUAGACCGUUGGGUCGAACAUUACAGCUCCUUGUAUGGCACUCCAGUAAAUGCUAAUCUAACAGCCAUCGCAAUGGCAAUUCCACAGUUGCCUGCAAAACUCGAGCUGGACCGGGAAAUCACCGCCAUCGAGGUGAAGCAAGCGAUUGGUGCAUUACAGAAUGGUAGAUGGGAUUCCACCAGAACUUCUCAAGCAUGGCGGUGA